CAUCUUGAAAACAAUAAACAAUUGCAGAGUAAUAAAAAUAUGUUUUGCAGUGCAAACCCACUUUGUCCAACUGGUUUGUUAAUGUUUGGUCACACCCAAACUACAUUUUGAACAUUGCUGUACUACCACAAAAACAUGGGUAAUUAAAGUGUGAUCUGACAGCUUUACUGAAAGUAAAAGUCAAUGUAAAAAUUAGUCCCACCUACAUGUAGCUGGUUUCUUUAAGUACAAAGACAGUCAUCCAAAUGAAAUAGAAACUGUCAUGCAAGAGAAGAUAAUACCGAAAACCUUGAGUUUUGCAACCAACCCAUCACCCCUAUUAAACUUAUUUUUAUUUUUAAACAGGCCUAACAUUAAUUUUCUUCCACAGCCAUGAUUCAGCUGAUUCUAUUCUCAGGGUUUAUCACCCUCACCUUCUGCAUCCCUCAUCAGUAUAUUUUUGUCAAUGAAUCCAAGACUUGGACAGAAGCUCAGAGAUACUGUAGGGAUAAAUAUACUGAUCUGGUCACCACUGAAAAUGAACAACAGACAAUCCAGUUAAUCGACACAGUGAAUGAUAAUUCAAUUAACCUUGCCUGGAUUGGACUCUAUGAUGAUCUGAACAGUUGGAAAUGGACUUUAGAGGACAGUAAUUUCUUCAAGGUGGGAGAGAAAGAGUUCAGGAACUGGUAUAACCCAGGGCCAGGGAAUUAUGGAGGCCAAAGUCUUUGUAUGUAUUUUGGUGGAGGGACAUGGCAAGCCACAAGCUGUAGCAGUGUGAUGUUUUUUAUAUGCUUUGAUGGAAGAGAAAAUGCCAGUGCUAAUUAUGUUAUGAUUAAUGAGUACAAAAACUGGACUGAGGCUCAGAGUUACUGCAGAGAGCAUCACACAGACCUUAUCAGCAUCAGGAAUGAAAUUGAAAACCAGAAGAUCAACUCAUUAUUACAUAUUUAUGGAUACUAUGGUUGGAUUGGUCUGUACAGAACCAGAUCUUGGUCAGAUCAGAGCAACUCUUCAUUCAGUAACUGGAAGACAGGACAGCCAGAUAACACUGGAGACAGAGAAUACUGCACUGCAGUGUCAUUUAGUGACUCUGGACAGUGGACAGAUGAAAACUGCAAUAAUGCUUUACCAUUUAUUUGCUACAGUACAUUAACAUCUUCUCGCCAAUAUCACUUUGUGUCUGAGUAUAAGACAUGGGCUGAAGCUCAGAGAUACUGCAGCGAGAAUCACACUGAUCUGGCCACCAUUGAUAACAUGGAUGAAAUGAACAGGCUGAUAAACACAGUUAAUGGGAUUUACAAUGACUCAGCCUGGAUUGGACUGUAUGACGAUGUGAAUAGCUGGAGAUGGUCAUUGGAAGACAAUGAUUUCUAUCAGGAAGGAGAGAGAGAUUUCAGGAAUUGGUAUCAUGAACCAAACAACGCAGGGGGAAAAGAGUUUUGUGUUUCCAUGGAUAAGGAUGGAAACUGGUUUGAUGUUCAAUGUGAAAAUAUGUUAACAUUCAUUUGCUAUGAUGGUAGACAAAACAUUUCUCAGAGGUAUAUUUUGGUACCUCAAUAUAAGACCUGGACUGAAGCUCAGAGCUACUGCAGAGAGAUGUACACAGACCUGGCCAGUGCAAGAAAUGAAACAGAGCAUCAGUACAUACUAAGCAUAUAUACAAAUUAUUAUUAUUAUUAUGGUAAUGUAUGGAUUGGUCUGCACAGAAACUUUUUGUGGUCAGAUCAGAGCAUCUUUUCAUUCACAUAUUGGCUGCAAGGGACUCAAAGUGAUAGUCCACAACCAGAUAAUGGUAUAUACACCCAAGCACAAACUGGUUCUCAACACUGCACAGCUGUGUCUUUACAAAGUUUUGGCCAGUGGACAGAUGAGCACUGCUUUGACAGUUUGCCUUUCUUCUGUUACAGUGGUAAGCUAAUCCACAUUGUAAAUUGAAAUACAUUAAAAGAACAAUCACAAAGUUGUUACACAAAGCCUGUAUUGUAAAUAUAGCUACACUGUUUGCUUAUGCUAGCUCUGUGUUCUGUUUGUUUUUUGGUGAACAUGAUGACAAAUACUUUGACCCUCCUUUUCAGAUGUGUAUGUGAUGGGACUGAGAGUGGAACUUACAAGUGCAGAAAAUUUGUCUAAGACUCAGAUUGAAGAGCAGGUGAUAAUACAAUUACAAGAAGAGCUGAUCAGACUAGGAGUUCCCAGCAACGUGACCAUGCAUUUGAGAAACUAUCGUAAGACCAGUCCCUGAGAGAGGAGAAUGGUGGUCUUUCAUUUUCCGUAUACUUAGGCAAAUACACAUUGAAUUUGUACUUCAAGUUUUUGAUAUUUGAGUAAUCUCAGUUGUGAAAAUUGUCAUUAACAUAAUAUGUUUUAUGGUAUGUUGGGCCUGUUCUUUCCACAUUUUAUUGAUGUAACUGAAUAUAAAAUAGCAUGCCAUGUACAGCAGAACACAGAUAGUUUGUAUUGAAUGUCUGGGAGUGGGAAUAACUGCGUGGAGCAGUAGCUUGAUCAUUGAAAAUAUUUUAGGCUAAUUGUAAUAUCAAGGCACUUUCUUUUAUAAAUUGUAUUUAAACUGUGGGACAUUAGAGAGUAUUGUUAGUGUUUAACUAAAAUAAGUGGCUUCUCUUUUUUGGGCCAUGUUGAUUCCUUCUUGUGGAUUAUAAUAAAACCCUGGACAUGCAUCAUAACCCAUGUUCUGCAUAACAUUUUUGUAUGUUUUGGUCAAGAAAGAUAUAAGAGCAAUCAAAUAAAGGUAAAACAUUUUUAAUUUUAAGACCUACGUUUAACAAGGUAACACACUUUUUAGUAGUGAUCCAACCGGUUUGUUUGUUUGCAUUAGGCAUUAGUUAGCAAAUAGUGUUUACAUUGUAAGCAUUUUUGUUUAAUUAUAAGUGCUUUUGGAGCAUCCAAAGAAGCUUAAAGUACCCUAAUUGCAAGACAACUAUUUGCAAGGAAACAAAAUUGCUCCUGAACACAGUUUUGGAUCAUAUCACUUAAAAUGUAUUCUUCUAGAUCAAUUUGCCUGGGCUAUCUUCAUCUAUUUCACUUACAGAUUUUAUUGUUUUAUUAUUUUCUAUAUGCAAAACAGAUUUUACAUUUUAUCUGUUAAAUAAAGUUGAAAUGAGCUAUGCAUCUAAAGCUGAAACUCAGACUAGUAAUUUUAAACGAUCAGUGCCGGUCCUGCCCCAUUUAGCACCCUAGGUGAGACCCUCUAGUCAUCCCCGCCUCCAAAGCCUGAUAAAAAUGAUCAAGUAGUCAGUUUGUUUUGUUUGCUGCAUACCGGUAAUAGCUUUUUCUUUCUUCAGAAGAAACGUCUGAAAUGGUUAUACUUUUUGCAUAGAACAGUUUAUAAUUAACUUGUGAAAUACAGGACAAAUUAUGUUAGAGACCA
Xyrauchen texanus (razorback sucker) is the source of this 3367-nucleotide messenger RNA. Its product is annotated as macrophage mannose receptor 1-like. The record is from RefSeq and is a predicted model, not a curated record. Lineage: Eukaryota; Metazoa; Chordata; Actinopteri; Cypriniformes; Catostomidae. The transcript is spliced from 7 exons. Bases 373 to 1917 code for a protein of 514 amino acids.